This is a messenger RNA of Bufo bufo (common toad), 1464 nucleotides long. RefSeq names its product ATP-dependent translocase ABCB1-like. The transcript has 7 exons. The record is from RefSeq and is a predicted model, not a curated record. Lineage: Eukaryota; Metazoa; Chordata; Amphibia; Anura; Bufonidae. The coding region runs from base 249 to 1148 and encodes 299 amino acids. Gene Ontology annotation, cellular component: membrane. Gene Ontology annotation, molecular function: ATPase-coupled transmembrane transporter activity; ATP hydrolysis activity; ATP binding.
CAACAGAAGUUGUUGAAAAUAUCAGGACAGUAGUGUCAUUGACCAAAGAAGAUGUUUUUUAUGAAAAAUAUAAUGCUAUCUUAACAGGAUCAUACAGGAAUACAUUAAAGAGCGCACCUAUUUAUGGAUUGGCAUGCGCUCUAGCAGAAUGUUUGCUAUUCAUUAUAUGUGCACCGGUGUUUAGCCUCGGAGGAUGGCUUGUUGCACACUGCUAUAUAUAUAUUGAAAAUGUUUUCCUAACAAUUUUCAUGGUUUCUUUUACUGCUCGUAAAGUGGCGCAUCCAGAUUCCUUCACAUUAAAUUUAGGAGCUGCAAAAUUUUCAGCUGAACGCAUUUUUAAACUGGUGGAUAGAAUUCCAGAUAUUGACAUCUACAGUGAAGAAGGACAAACUUUGAAACAAAUGGAGGGAAAUCUGGAGUUUAAAAACAUCCAAUUUGUUUAUCCAGCAAGACCCAAUGUUCAGAUUCUUCAGGGACUGAACUUGAAAGUUUCUAAAGGCCAGACUCUCGCACUCGUUGGAAGCAGCGGCUGUGGAAAAAGCACAGUGGUUCAGCUUUUGGAGCGUUUUUAUGACCCUGAAGAAGGACAAGUGCUUGCUGAUGGGAUCGACAUCACGUCUUUACAUCUGAAGUGGCUGAGGUCGCAGAUAGGCAUUGUGUCACAGGAACCAAUCCUUUUUGACUGCAGCAUCAAAGAGAACAUUCAAUAUGGAGACAACAGUAGACUUGUUCCACAGGAAGAAGUCAUAGAGGCAGCGAAAGCAGCCAAUAUCCACACAUUCAUUAUGAACUUGCCACAAGGAUAUAACACUCGUGUUGGAGAUAAGGGAGCUCAGCUUUCAGGUGGACAAAAACAAAGGAUCGCCAUUGCACGCGCUCUUGUACGGAAGCCAAAAGUGUUACUCCUGGAUGAAGCCACUUCUGCUCUAGAUACCGAAAGUGAAAAGAUUGUGCAGCAAGCUCUGGAUAGUGCCAGGCAAGGACGGACAUGCAUAGUGAUUGCUCAUCGAUUAAGCACCAUUCAGAACGCUGACAUUAUCGCAGUGAUUAAGAACGGGAAAGUGGUGGAAUACGGCACUCAUAACCAGCUAUUGGCUAACCAAGCUGAUUACUAUGCUCUUGUGAACGCACAUGACUCCGACAAUUAGGCCUUAUACACAUGGCAAAGCCUUACAGUAAUAGCUUAAUGGUCUAUAUUACAGACCUUCUAGGUACUCAAUGUGCCUCUGUGAGGUGGUGCAUUCUCCCGUUAAGCAAACAUUCCAUGGAAGAAUAUAGCUAUAUAAAUCAUUGUGGAAAAAACACUACGGGAAGGAUUUAUCAUCUCCCUUGUGCCUGCGUCUCAUAAUAAGUUUGGUGCAUCCUCCAGCAGUGCAGGGGAUAUCAAAAUGAGAGAAAAACAAUGGUCUUGAUAAAUCUCCCCCGUGUGUAUUAAAUAGAGGCACACAAAUAGCCACAGAUAUA